AUGAAUGUAUAGGUUGACCCUGUCUGGCUAGCCCUGGACCUAUAUAGAAGGAAAAGAUGGGAGAAAUGUUCUGAGAUCUGCUCUAGGAUACUCGACAAUAAUCCAUACGACGAGAUGAUCUGGUCUCUCAAGACAAGAGCUUUAACAGAACAAGUUCAGCUUGAUGAUAUAGAGGCAGAUGAGGAAGGUAUAGUUGAUGUAGUUCUGGAUGAUAACACUAUCAGAGCAGUUCCAAGGCCUGGAACUUCACUUAGAACAGCAAUUGAUACAGGUUCAUCCCAGGCAUUCAGGCCUUCCAGUUCUUCAGGCAGACCGAUGAGUGGAGUAGCUAGGCCGGGUAGUCAGGCAGGAAGACCAGGAACUGUAGAUCAGGCGCUAAGAACCCCUAGGACUGCUUCAACUGCAAGACCAGUUUCAGCAACUUCAGGAAGAUUUGUGAGGCUUGGAACAGCUUCAAUGUUGUCCCAAUCUGAUGGCCCUUUCAUAAACCUGGCUAGACUUAAUAUAGGAAAAUACUCCGAUAGACCUGCUCUUGCCAAGCCCUUGUUCGAUUAUAUCUUCUAUCAUGAAAAUAGUAUAAGAGAGGCAAUGGAACUGGCAUCACAGGCUCUGCAAGCUUCAAAAUAUGAAGAUUGGUUCUGGAAAGUGGGCAUGGGAAAAUGUUAUUUCAGGUUGGGUAUGUUCAGAGAUGCUGAAUCCCAAUUCAAGUCUGCAUUAAAGCAACAGCCAAUGAUCUCAACCUACCUUUAUUUAGCAAAAAUAUCGUUGAGAAUGGAUCAACCCUUGGCGGCCCUUGAAGUUUAUAGAACCGGACUUGAUGUAUUUCAAGGUGAUGUACACUUGCUGACCGGUGUGGCUAGAAUCCAGGAAGCUUUAGGAAACCUCUCAUUGUCUGCUAAAUAUUACAAGUCUGUAUUGAAUGAAGAUUCUACACAUAUUGAAGCUAUUGCCUGUAUUGGGAUGAAUCACUUCUACUCUGACCAACCUGAACUAUCUCUCAGGUUUUAUCGUCGUCUUCUGCAGAUGGGAAUAGUUACAGCAGAGCUGUAUAAUAACCUAGGUUUAUGCUGUUUCUUUGCACAACAGUAUGACAUGACAAUAACAUGCUUUCAGAGAGCUUUAGCUCUGGCCCAAGAUGAGAUUCUGGGGGAAGUUUGGUACAAUAUUGGACAUAUUGCUCUGGGUAUAGGAGAUGUUAACCUGGCUUUUCAAUGCUUCAGACUUUCAUUGGCUGCAAAUAACGAUCAUGCAGAGAGUUAUAACAACUUAGGAGUUUUGGAAAUGCGCAAAGGAAGAGUUGAACAGGCGCGCGCAUACUUUCAAACCGCGGCAUCCCUCGCACCAACCAUGUUUGAGGCACACUUUAACUAUUCAAGUUUGUCUGAGAAGACGGGAGAUCUGCAGAGCAGUUAUAUUCUGGUUCAGAAAUCUUUAGCCAGCUUUCCACAACAUGCAGAUAGUAACGAUCUACUAGCACAGCUAGAGAAACAUUUCCAACAUAUGUAAUCACAUUUCUAACAUAUGUAAUCAGCCAGGGAAACAUUUCCAACAUAUGUUAUCAGCUAGAGGAACAUUUCCAUCAUAUAUAAUAUGCAAUAGAAACAUUUUCAACAUUUGUUGUCAGCUAGAGAAACAUUUCCAACAUAUGUAACCUGUUAGAGAAACAUUUCCAACAUAUGUUAUUAGCUAGAGGAACAUUUCCAACAUAUGUUUUCAGAUAGAGGAACAUUUCCAUCAUAUGUAAUAUGCAAUAGAAACAUUUUCAACAUUUGUUAUUAGCUGGAGGAACAUUUCCAACAUAUGUAAUCAGCCAGAGAAACAUAUUCAACAUAUGUAAUCAGCUAGACAAACGUUUCCAACAUAUGUAAUCAGCCAGGGAAACAUUUCCACCAAAUGUAAUCUGCUUGAGAAACAUUUCCAACAUAUGCAAUCUGCUUGAGAAACAUUUCCAACAUUUGUAAUCAGCUAGAGAAACAUUUCCAACAUAUGUAAUCAGCUAGAGAAACAUUUCCAAUAUAUGUAAUCAGCUAGAAAAACGUUUCCAACAUAUGUAAUCAGCCAGGGAAACAUUUCCAACAAAUGUAAUCUGCUUGAGAAACAUUUCCAAUAUAUGUAAUCUGCUUGAGAAACAUUUCCAACAUAUGUAAUAUGCUAGAGAAACAUUUCCAACAUAUGUAAUAAGUUAAGAAACAUUUAAAUGAUUUUAAGAAUUCUAAUUGCAAAAUAACCUUUAUUAAGAUGUCUGUAUAUAAUGGCAUGAUUCUAAUAAGUUGAACAACUGAAGUUUUGUGAGAAAUAUCCGGGAAAAGCCGGGUACCAUUUUAAGAAUUAAGUGAAUAACAUGUUUGGAAUUACAUUACAAAUGUUAAUACUAAACAUCAAGUUUAGAUGUUGACCUAGGGCUACAGAAUACUACGGGUUCUGGUAAACCUGCACCAGGGUACGCUUACAUCCAGGGUUUAUCAAUAGAACAAGCUUUUAGUGGACUAAACAGACGACCCCAGGCGUGAUUGAUAUGCGUAUCGGAAGGCGAAGUGCUAAGGAGUGGGAUUACGUUGGACAUGGAUCAACCCUAGCAAUUUUCUUUAAAUAAAUUAAUAAAUAAAUAAUGUUAAGUGGUAUACACAAUAUGUGUUUGUAAACAGUAAUGCCUAUAAAACUGUGGAAUAUGAAGCCGACCUUAAAACUAGAUUUAUAAUUUCAAGUAGUCAAAUAUAUAGUAAACAGCAUUAUAGCAUGUGUACGCAGACCCACUUUAUUAGUUGAUUUUCUAGCGACUGCAUAAAUUAUUUAAACAUGAUAUACUUAAAAUAUUGUUUAAACGUCGCCUUCCUUUUCCACAGUUUUAUGAGUCUUACUGUCAGACUUUUCCUCACUAUCACUAAAUAAAAUAAUAAAAACAUUCACAGAAUUUUUUAAAAAAUUGUUUUAGUGAGAACAAUUUAUAAACAAUUGAUCAGGUAGCGUUAGGACAAUUUUAAAUGAAGCUCUAUAUUUAUUUUUAGAGUAUCCCAAAAAUGUGUAAAUUUUUUUUAUAUAGUUUGUAUUGGAUAUCUGGAUU
Eurytemora carolleeae is the source of this 3061-nucleotide messenger RNA. It is a transcript of the gene BBS8, whose product is annotated as tetratricopeptide repeat protein 8-like. Gene Ontology annotation, molecular function: protein binding. The transcript is spliced from 19 exons. Lineage: Eukaryota; Metazoa; Arthropoda; Copepoda; Calanoida; Temoridae. The record is from RefSeq and is a predicted model, not a curated record. Gene Ontology annotation, cellular component: BBSome; ciliary basal body; non-motile cilium. Gene Ontology annotation, biological process: non-motile cilium assembly.